AUGUUCCGCUCUUGUUCUCCGCUUACAAAUGCUAGACUUUACUCCUCCCUGACGGUUAAAUCAUUGUAUGAGCGAAUACAACAUGCUAAUCAUGACUCCAUUUCGAUUGCUGGAUGGAUCAAGUCUAUAAGGCUUUUAAAGCGAAUAGCUUUUUUAGACUUGCAAGAUGGAACUUCUGUUAACCCUUUAAGAAUAGUUGUUCCAUUAGCAAACACUGAUGAUGCACAAUUUCUGAAAAAUUUGAAAACUGGCCAAACUUUAUCUAUUUCUAAUGCUACUUGGCAAAACACCCCCAAUAGAAAACAGCCUUUUGAGUUGCAAGUCAAAAAACCCAUCGAGUCAAUCAAACUUAUAGGUCCCGUUUCAGAAAACUAUCCACUACAGAAAAAAUACCAGAGUUUACGCUUUUUAAGGUCUUUGCCUACAUUAAAAUACAGAACCGCUUAUUUAAGCGCAAUUUUAAGAUUAAGAUCUUUUAUAGAAUUACAGUUCAUGUUAUACUUCCAAAAAAAUCACUUCACCAAGGUUUCACCACCAAUAUUAACUUCAAACGAUUGUGAAGGCGCCGGUGAGUUGUUCCAAGUUUCCACUAAUAUGUCGUCGACUGCAUCCUCGUACUUUGGGAAACCAACUUAUUUGACUGUGUCCACUCAAUUGCACUUAGAAAUCUUGGCUCUAUCACUAUCAAGAUGUUGGACUCUAUCCCCUUGUUUUCGAGCUGAAAGGAGUGACACUCCAAGACAUCUUUCUGAGUUUUGGAUGCUUGAAGUAGAGAUGUGCUUUGUUGAUAGCAUCGCCGAAUUAACAUCGUUUGUAGAAACUACAAUAAAACACGUAAUCAAUGCUUGUAUGAACAAUCAAGAAGAACUUUUACCGAAGCAAUUUGUCUCUUCACAAGAAGGUGAUUCAUCGUCAGAUAUAUCGAUAAAUCAGGAAAUACAACAAAUUAAAACACGAUGGAAAGACCUAACAAAUGAGAAAUGGCAAAAAAUAACAUAUACGCAGGCUAUAGAAAUUCUUAAUAAAUGUCACAAUGAAGUUUCACACUUCAAAUACGAACCUAAAUGGGGACAACCUUUGCAGACUGAACACGAAAAAUUCUUAGCUGGGGAAUAUUUCAAAUCCCCAGUUUUCGUUACUGACUAUCCACGUGUUUGCAAAGCAUUCUACAUGAAACAGAAUUCUACUCCUGAUGAUACCGUCGCGUGCUUUGAUUUGCUGGUUCCAGGUAUGGGCGAAAUAAUCGGUGGAAGUUUAAGGGAGGAUAAUUAUGACAAGUUAUGUAGAGAAAUGGAGGAGCGCGGAAUGAAUAAAUCUGGCGAAUUGGACUGGUACAUUUCUUUGAGAAAGGAAGGCAGUGCACCACAUGGAGGGUUUGGAUUAGGAUUUGAGAGAUUUAUCUCGUACUUAUUCGGUAACCACAAUAUAAGGGAUGCUAUACCUUUUCAUAGAACGUCGGCGGGUUCCAUUGAUUUUUGA
Messenger RNA from Saccharomyces mikatae IFO 1815, 1479 nucleotides. RefSeq names its product asparagine--tRNA ligase SLM5 (gene SLM5). The record is from RefSeq and is a predicted model, not a curated record. NCBI's taxonomy places the organism in Eukaryota, Fungi, Ascomycota, Saccharomycetes, Saccharomycetales, Saccharomycetaceae. Gene Ontology annotation, cellular component: mitochondrion. Gene Ontology annotation, molecular function: nucleic acid binding; asparagine-tRNA ligase activity; ATP binding. Gene Ontology annotation, biological process: asparaginyl-tRNA aminoacylation. The transcript has a single exon. The coding region runs from base 1 to 1479 and encodes 492 amino acids.